Molecule: messenger RNA, 378 nt
Organism: Diabrotica balteata
Lineage: Eukaryota; Metazoa; Arthropoda; Insecta; Coleoptera; Chrysomelidae
Source: the annotation of a GenBank genome assembly
AUGGGGUACGGGGCGAUGCAGGGUAUCCCGAUGGUGGCGUCUUCUCCAGUUCGACAUGACUCGCCCAUCGGAGUCCAUCCCUUGGAGGUACAAGCGUACCAACCUCCUUGGAAAGCACUUUCCGACUUCGCCCUUCACGCGGAUCUCGAACAACCCCACCAGCCGGCCUUCCAACAGCUAGUCAACCAGAUGCAUGGAUAUGAUUUACCGCCGCCUUCGCUUGGUCCCUCGCCGGGCGGAGGCCCGCCCCAUCCGCUGAUGGGACCAGGCGGCGGGGGUCCCGGGGCACCCUCGUCGGACGCAAUGACCCACCCGGACAGUACCGACAGCUACGUGACGUAUCUGGAUAGCGACGAAAGUCUCCCCGCUAGCCCCUAA